AUGCUUUCGUCUCUUAUUUUCUCACAUUUGACCUCUUCUUUUUAUGCAGUAGCUCAGCAAACCGAGGCUUUGACGGCUACAGAAAAGUUGCGCCAAUCUUUCUCGAGUGAGCAUGAGGCCAAAACCUCCCGUCUCAUUUUUACUAUUCCAAGUUUAAUUUUCCAUCUAAAACUUCUGCUGCCUCUUGUUCCCAGCUAUUUCGUUCAUUCUUUUAUACCACACCGCCUAAAUCGUCUUUCCAUCACUCUCUCUUCAACUGCAUGCCUCCUCUGGAUUGACCGAUCUCAGCUCUCCUUGGCCGAGACUAAUCGCCGCCUUGCAGAAGUUCAGAUGGAAUUAUCAAGGCUCCAUGGCAGCCGUCGCCUCUUUGAAGAAUCUGUACAGAAAACGACUAAUCAGGAACUAUCUGAGGUAGGCGCUAGACUCUUGAAUCCUCUAAAGAGAAUUUUGUGUCGAAUCCUUUAG
Molecule: messenger RNA, 465 nt
Organism: Protopolystoma xenopodis
Lineage: Eukaryota; Metazoa; Platyhelminthes; Monogenea; Polystomatidea; Polystomatidae
Source: the annotation of a GenBank genome assembly